CAGACAGCUUCAAGAUUCACAGAAGAAAAACACUUUUGUUUGUUGCUAAACUUCGUGAAAUGUUGUUUUUCUCCUCAGUUAACUCAUCAGAAGUUGGAUCAGAGUCAUGGCGAUGUUUGGGAAAGUUCUGGAGCCGGUGGGCUACAUGCAGACCGUCAGGGUUUUGGUUCAGGGAAUCUGCUCCUAUCUGGGAGGAAGUUCCACCUCUGAGGAGGCCGAAGGAGCCAAGAAGAACCUGGACCACAUGGACCAGGAGCUGGGAGCUUCAGGAGGAGGUCUUCUGGAGGAUCCGGAGGUCCAUCAGCUGGAGGACGACCUGACGGUGGUUUAUUACCAGCUGGGCACCGCGGUGAGGGCCCAUCCAGACUUCACCCAGAAGGAGACGGAGGUGUUCCUGCACUACGUCCAGGACUACCGUCUGGAGAGGCAGCUCACGGCGCUCUACAACCGUCUGAUGGGGGUUUCUGUGCUGAGCGACCAGCCCACUCUGCUGGAGGAGCUCAUACUCAACCGCAAACCCAAACGCUGGGAGCUCCGGGAGUUCUGCGUCAAGAUAAACUUUGUCCUGGGCACUGGUCUGCUGUGUCUCUUCACUCAGGCGUCUCUGACCGGCAGAGACCAGGCCCUGUUGAUGAAGACCUGGUCCGACCGGAUGGGAGCCCUCUACAGGAAGAUGAAGACCUCUGGAGGCCGCUGCUUGGGCUACUUCCUGGAACAGGCCGAAGACGACAUCCGGCAGCAGCUGCAGGAGGCCGUGCAGAGACGAGCACCACCAGAGGAGGCGGCGGGAGACAUCCUGAAGACCCUGGAGAAGAACUAUGACUGGCUGCGCUGGGCGGUGAUGCUCCACCCGGCCGUCGGACGGAUGGAGGACGACAAGGAUGAGGAGACGCAGGAAGGCGAAAAGGAAAAGGAACCGACAGAAGAUCAAUCCAACAAUCUGCUUUCUGUUGCGUCUGAAGCUCCGAUCCCUCACGUGAUGGCGUGUUACCGCGACGCACCGACUUCGCUGGACAAAAGCCGCAUCCACCAGCUCAUCCAGGACCUGGAGUGGAAGAUCCCGAACCCGCCUCCUGAGGUGUACGCCUCCAUCGAGGAAGACCCGGGCAGGGCGAGGCGCUACCUGGCCUCGCGGAUGCUGAAGAAGCUGCAGGAGGGUCUGGGAUCUGGCGUCGCUGUCCACGUGGUGCCGGGCAGGAUGGAGAUGAAGUGCAACUUCCCUCCAGCGUCUUAUUACCUCUACGAAUACAAACACCGGCUGGCUUCAGGCACUGUUUGCGUGUUUGGGUGAAAGAGAAAGUAAGACCAAACAAGCUGCUGUUCAGUAGUACAAUAUCAGCUUUGUAUUUGAUGCUUUCACAGUGGCAUUAGCAUGUCAUGUGUAAUAUUACUUACAAAUAAACGUUAUUUCAGAGACAAAAAUA
Amphiprion ocellaris (clown anemonefish) is the source of this 1424-nucleotide messenger RNA. RefSeq lists its product as uncharacterized. The record is from RefSeq and is a predicted model, not a curated record. Bases 107 to 1291 code for a protein of 394 amino acids. NCBI's taxonomy places the organism in Eukaryota, Metazoa, Chordata, Actinopteri, Pomacentridae. The transcript is spliced from 4 exons.